AUGACAACAAACAUUGAUCACCAAUUUCAUCCGAUCGCAUCCACUGUGACAUUUACGAAUCUUCAAACAACUAGAGAGUCAAACAAGGACAAUCAGGCGCGGCGGUGUAAGCCAGGCAGAAUCACUCGGCGCUACCUAUCUGGAUUCAUGAUGUCAUUGGACGUUAGACUUUCUUGGGCCAAUACCUACCCCGCGACAACACCUCCGCCAGAUGCCGGAAGCGACGGGAUUGAAGACGAUUCCUCCUCCGGUUUAACAGCCUGUUGGAAUUUGUUCGGGGGCUACGGGAGUUGGUUCUGCAUAUUCGGGAGGGAUGCUUACAGAGUCUGCCAUGGGAGAGCGAAUCAAGAAUCAGUCAUGUGGGUUUUUGGUGGUGGAUUUGAUUUGCUGAAGCCGCAAAACAUCAAAAUUGAAUACAGAAAGCACCAGAGUCAAGCCGCUCAAUGGAGUGACUCUACUGCUGCUGUCUCUCCCACUCCCAUUGAGCAACAUCAAGUGUUGAGCCACAUCAGCCCAGCCACAGACACUGCCCCACCAUCGGCUGCCGGCGUCGUCUCAUGCCGGAGGCCAUCCACCGCUGUCGACUCGCCUCUGCCCACCCACAAUAACUUCCGCGAGGCUUGA
This is a messenger RNA of Colletotrichum lupini, 624 nucleotides long. RefSeq lists its product as uncharacterized. Bases 1 to 624 code for a protein of 207 amino acids. NCBI's taxonomy places the organism in Eukaryota, Fungi, Ascomycota, Sordariomycetes, Glomerellales, Glomerellaceae. The transcript has 5 exons. The record is from RefSeq and is a predicted model, not a curated record.